This is a messenger RNA of Achroia grisella, 429 nucleotides long. It is a transcript of the gene Tbca, whose product is annotated as tubulin-specific chaperone A. The record is from RefSeq and is a predicted model, not a curated record. Gene Ontology annotation, biological process: post-chaperonin tubulin folding pathway; tubulin complex assembly. Gene Ontology annotation, cellular component: cytosol; microtubule cytoskeleton. The coding region runs from base 88 to 429 and encodes 113 amino acids. Gene Ontology annotation, molecular function: beta-tubulin binding. The transcript is spliced from 2 exons. Lineage: Eukaryota; Metazoa; Arthropoda; Insecta; Lepidoptera; Pyralidae.
CAAUAUCCUCAUGUCAAAUUGUUUGUGUCAAUGUAACGUAAAAAAUAUAAGGUGAUUGAACUAAAUUUUUUUGAACUUUCCAUCGCUAUGGCAGAUCCUAGACUUCGACAAAUUAAAAUAAAGACUGGCGUUGUAAAACGCAUAGCCAAGGAAAAAGUAGUGUACGAGAAGGAGGCUGAAUUGCAGAAGAAUAGAAUACAGAAGAUAAAAGACGAAGGGCAGGACGAACAUAAUAUACGAAAGCAGGAGGAAGUCUUGCAGGAGUCCCUGAUGAUGGUUCCUGACUGUCAGCGGCGAUUGAUAAAAGCAUUUGCAGACCUCAAAAACACAUUAGAAACUGAAGAGGAUCUCAAGGAGCACGAGGAUUACGUAGCAGCUCAAAACGUAUUAAAAGAAGCUGAAAAGCAACUGCCUGAAACGAUAUCAUAA